Actinia tenebrosa (Australian red waratah sea anemone) is the source of this 1906-nucleotide messenger RNA. RefSeq names its product rhodopsin, GQ-coupled-like. NCBI's taxonomy places the organism in Eukaryota, Metazoa, Cnidaria, Anthozoa, Actiniaria, Actiniidae. Gene Ontology annotation, cellular component: membrane. Gene Ontology annotation, biological process: G protein-coupled receptor signaling pathway. The record is from RefSeq and is a predicted model, not a curated record. Gene Ontology annotation, molecular function: G protein-coupled receptor activity.
CCUUAGUGUAAUUUAUUCACGGAUAGCUGCUAGUCGAGUUGGGUAAACUACCUACUCCCCAUCAGCACUCGGUACAAGAUAAUCAACCUUUGCUUGACAUACUUGAAAGUAAGGUUUUCAUAUAAUCUUCCGGGGUCAUAAAAUACCGUUUUUCUUUUGUCAGUGCUAAUAGUCAAGAGUGAUUUUUCUUUUUCAAUUGAAAAGUAGAAGCCGAUUCAACACACUAGGCGAAUAUUUGAUGGCCACGAGUCAUUAUUGUUGGCCAAGUCGCAUCUGAUACCACAGGAAACAUUAUGAAAACGCGUUAUUCCACUCCGAAGACUUACUAAGGUUGAAAAAUAACGCGUUGGUCAACAACUGACCUGACUUGAUCGAUCAAAAGACGCCGUUCCAUUUUAUCUAAUUCUAAUCUGUCAAGAACCGGUUUGAAAUCUUGCGCAUUUGGUUGUUAUGACAUAUGACAUCACUACAGUUAGCUGUAAAUUGUCUUCGACUUACUUGAACCAUGCCGGAUACCAUAACGUUCCUCCUAGCAUAUUAAACAGCUGUGGACUGGUUCAGUUCUUCACUCUAAAGGUCUUCAUAGACGUGAUGAAUCUUGUCUGAUGAAGACGGCAAAACGUGUAUGUGUUGAACAUUACAAAUCCAAAAAUCAAGUACUGGGGAAUUAAGUUAGCGAUUAUUACAAUCAACCAUGAUGAAUGUUGCUGGCAAUGGAAGCGUUUUUGAAACCCGUGUGAUCUAUAGCGAAAUUGAAUCUGCCUUCCAAGCUACUUCUCUCAUCAUCAUAAUGGGUGUAGCAAUAUUAACUAACAUAUUUAACAUAACAGUCGUUUAUCUAAACUAUUCUAUGCAGACUCCAAGAUACAUGUUUAUUAUUAACUUGGCUGGUGGUGAUCUUGGGGUCGCAUUGCUAUCAAUGCCUUUCUGCCUGGUGACGAGUAUUGCUCGAGAUUGGGUGUUCGGCUCCGCUUUUUGCCAGCUCCAUGGAUUUCUGGGAUCACUGUUCUUCUGUGUAUCAAUAUUUACCUUGACGAUUAUGAGUAUUGAGCAGUAUCAUGCGUUGGUGAAGCCGCUAUCAAGAGCUAUCAACAUACGUCGCGCUUGGUACAUGAUUGCACUUGUAUGGUCUCUGAGUGUUCUUGUGUCUAUCCAGCCAAUAUUCGGAUGGGGACACUUUUCGUUCAACUCCAGCACCUUAGCCUGUGGCGUGAGCUUCCCGAAGCGCGUCACCGAGCGUCUCUAUCUCCUCCUUCUAGUAUUGCUUGCAUUCGUCACUCCGUUGUUAAUUAUGGGAUAUGCUUAUAUAAGGAUUUUUAUUGCAGUACAAAAGCAUUCCAUUAGGAUCGCUCAGUACACAAAAGGAGGCCAAGAGGUAAUUCGUCUGCAACGRCGAAUAACAUUCACUCUUCUCUUAGUUCUGAUCGUAUUUUUGCUUUGUUGGAUGCCAUUUGUAAUUCUUAUAGUUCUAGCGAGCUCCAGACAAGACGUUCUCCAGCUUCCUUGGGGCCUGGGAGUCGCAGCCUACUGGUGUGGCUUCUUUAAUUCUGCAUUAAAUCCUAUCAUCUUCGUUAUCAGGAAUGAUAAAUUCAGAGAAGGAUAUAUCGAGAUAUUGUCAUGCCUGUGGGGUUGCAUUAGGUGCCGGGACAUAAUUGUAUUAAAAAAAGGACGGAGGAGGAGCUGGCAGCUGAGUCGAUCCAUGAAGCGCGCUAGGCCUAGCAUCGUGUUGGGAUCUGUCAAACGAUUUGCACCUCCUCAAGAACUCGUCAACGAAGAAGGAGAUUCUUGAUUUCUUAUCAACAACUAACAUCUAUUUAAUGGACUUUUAAAUGUCUCCUGUGAGAAAACAUAUAUUUAAAUCCCUAAUUGUCAUUGGUGAAUGAAAAUAAACACCACUAGAAGAAAA